Messenger RNA from Ochlerotatus camptorhynchus, 3522 nucleotides. RefSeq names its product Major Facilitator Superfamily Transporter 17 (gene MFS17). Gene Ontology annotation, molecular function: transmembrane transporter activity. Bases 1063 to 2772 code for a protein of 569 amino acids. The transcript is spliced from 4 exons. NCBI's taxonomy places the organism in Eukaryota, Metazoa, Arthropoda, Insecta, Diptera, Culicidae. The record is from RefSeq and is a predicted model, not a curated record. Gene Ontology annotation, cellular component: membrane. Gene Ontology annotation, biological process: monoatomic anion transport; transmembrane transport.
AGCUGCAAAUCGACCCGUUCAUUUGGGAAUCCCACUUCUAUGUGGGUGUACUGGACGCGGUAGCCUACAUUUCGAUUAUUUGUUGUGGCCAUCCUUUCAGGGCUUGAGCUGCUAGUUUCAGUCAGUCGUCCAGUUCAGUCCAGGGGCGGCAAUGAUGAGUUCUUGGUUGCAUCAUUAGUCGCGUAGGUUGCUUCGUUCGUCAUCGUAAAAUAGAAGGAAAUUUUGUUCUCACAUAUGCUAAAGCUGCUGUGAUCUAGAAUCGAUUAGUGAGCCAUGUGCAUUAACAAAUAUGAUGAAAUUCGGGAUGUCGAUCCGGUACCGGUUUUGAGUUUGGUCGGGAUGUGACAAAGCGUGGGAAGUUGUAAAUUCGUGCGUUUAGAGUAGAAAGUUUCCCUUCAAUCAAUAUUUCCCGGAAUCAUUAAAUUUUGAUUGUGAGAUUUGAGGUGGCUCAACUGCUAGAGGGAAAGGUGGCUUUUCGGAACACAAAGAGUUGAGUGAAAAAAUGCUAUUGAAAACCAGUUGGAAAAUCGAUCGCAUUCCAAGGACACCAAGUUCAGUGUGGUUCCAUACUGCAGCUGGUGGCGGAGAGGAGGAGAUUGUUCCGGGUGUUGGUCUGCUGGAGGAAAGUGCUGACACGUGCGCAAGUAACCCACACCUCGGGACCAGCACCACCAUCAGCAGUAGCAUCAUUGCCACCACGAUCACUAGCAACAGCUACAGUAGCGCUUAGUGCGAAACCAUUCCUGCCAUACAAUGCUGCACUUCUACAGUACCAUAGACAAGCAAAGGCCGAGCUAUCCAACUGCAUCGGCACGUGCUUGAGCCGCAAACGCAAACGCACUCCAGAUACCCAGAUGACGAGCGAAGUGACAAGAAAGCCAUCGCCGAUAAACGCCCUUCUGUUGCUUGGGCGACCCGAAGGCAUCUGCCCCGGACAGUUACAGUCUUAACUGACGUUUUGAAUACGUUCGUAGCUAGCUGCACAAGUUGUACACAAUCGGUACCGAGCUAAGAUUUUAAACAAGCAGUUUACUACCAGGAAGGCAUCAGCAAAACAAAACAAUGGACGAGAAAGGGAUCAAGUUUCUGCCCACCACUAAACCGCGGCCCAAGAUUCCCAAAGUAGGAUGGAGACGGGCCGUAUCAGAUCGCAUCCCGGCGCGGCUGGUUCUCUACUUCCUGUCGUGGUCCGGCUUUCUGGUGUCGUUCAUGAUGCGCAACGACAUCAACUUCGCCCUGGUGGCAAUGGUCCGCGACAGCAGCUCCAACUCAUCCGUCAACAGCCACUGUGCUCCGUCGUCGCUGGCCCUGGCGGGGUCAGUCCCGGUGGCCAAUGGUGUCGGUGGUGGCAAUUACUCCGAUUUAUAUAGCAAUUUCACCGCCAACGGCAGCAGCAAUAUCGAUCUGCUGGAAAAUGUCGACUCGUCCGAGUCGAACGAGAAUCUUUACGGAAACUUCGACUGGGACUCGACCGUCCAAGCCAGUAUCAAGGGCUCGUUCUAUUGGUGCUACGUGCUGUCGCAGGUGGCCGGCGGAGUGGCAACGCAGUACUUUGGCACGAAGAGCGUAUUCGGAUGGAGUCAGUUCUUCACGGCAGCUUGCAGCUUGUGCAUUCCGUACGCUGCGGAUAUCCACUAUGGAGUGGUAAUUUUGCUACGUUCGAUUCAAGGAUUCGCCAGUGGACUCACGUGGCCCGCCAUGUAUGCCAUCGUGGGAUACUGGAUACCACCGGUCGAGCGGAGUCGAUUCAUGUCCAGCUUUCAAGGAUUUAGCAUUGGCAUAGGGUUAACGUACCCGUUGUGUGGGUUCAUUAUUGCGCACUUUGGUUGGAGAUUGGUUUUCUACACCACCGGAACGAUCGGAAUGAUUUGGUGUCUGUUUUGGUACCUGCUGGCGUUCAAUACCCCACAGGAACAUCCUCGGAUAACAGCCGAAGAGCUGGAAUACAUUGAGCUGAAUGUGAGCGAAGACAUCAAGAACGGCCAGGGCAUGGAGGUCCCCUGGCGGAAGAUCUUCACCUCGAUGCCAGUGUACGCUAUCGGACUGACAACCUUCGGACGGAUCUGGGUUCACUAUACCUUCAUCAUGUCCGGCCCCGAGUACAUGCAAAAGAUCCUCUGUUUCGACAUCCAGCAGAACGGACUGCUCAGCGGAACACCAUUCCUGUGUUCGUACCUAUCGUCGGUACUGUUCUGCUACAUUGCGGACAUCCUGGUGCACAAACAGCUGAUGACACUGACGAACGUGAGGAAAUUGUUUACCGCCCUGUCGCAGAUCGUUCCCGGGGUGUUGGUGCUGCUGGUUGGCUACCUGGGGUACAACAUCGUGAUCGUGCUGGUAUUGUGGUUCGUAGCGGUUACGUUCAUCACGGCCUCGUACGCCGGUGCUAUGGCCAAUAUCGUGGACAUUGCACCGAAUCUGGCUGGACCAGUGUUGGCGUUCGCGCAGACCAUUCACAUGACGGCAUCGUUCCUGCAGCCCCUCGUGACCGGGGUCAUGGUGACCGAUGCGCAAAAUCUCAACCAAUGGUUGCACGUGUUCGGCGUCAGCUCGGUGGUGGCCAUCAGUUGCUACUUGGUGUUUCAAUUUUUCGGCACGGCCGAAAUCCAGCCAUGGAACUACCCGGUGACAUAUUCGGAGGUCAUCUCGACGGACGAUUCGGCUGUGAUUGCAAAUCAACCGAUGCUCAAGGUGUCAUCGGUUAGCGGCGCUGGGUUCAAGUUCAACAAUGACGACGACGACGAGGAUGAGAAUGACAGCAGUGAUAACUAGGAGGGUGGGUUUUAUGGAUAGGUUUUUUUUAGGAAAAGAAAAGCGGAACAAACUUUAGUGGAUUGAUAAUAUGAGAUUAUAAUGUAUUUGCUUGUGGAAUGUGGUGCCCAUAAAAGCAUAGCUGUCCCAUAUGAAUAGGACCUCAAGCAGAGGUGGAACAGUUAUGCCUUUAUGGGCAGUGUGGAGUGACAACGAGAGAGUUGAUUGGCAAAAAGUGAGACAUGUUGCACAAGGUGCACAUAGAUAGCGACUAGGUAAGUGCGGGAUGCUAAGUUGUAAAUAAUCGGAUUUUCUGACAUUGAACGGAAAUUAAACAUGAACAGUGCACUUUUCAACGUAGGGUUAAGCAAUGUUACGAAUGUAGGUUACUUUAUAAUAAUUACUGAAACAGAAUUCCAACAAUUAAUAAGUAAUAAAAGUGAAACUAUAUACAUUAGAGACAGACAAAUUUAAUGAUUGCAUGCACAGUUACUUAAAGAAAUGCUAAACGAUAGGGUAUUAGGAUAGGAACAAAGAGAGAUGUGCCGUGUACAUAUUAUAUAUUUCCGAAAGUAAAGUUAACCUAUAUUCUUCACACAUGCAGAGAAAACAAUAACACUAAACACAUAACCACGAAAGGUCUUAAUAAAACAGUUAUUAUACUAGUAAAACUUGUUGUUUAGGUUUCUAGUUAACAGGAUCUCACUCGUAGAUAUUGGCAGAGAAAGAAAAUAAUAAAUCUUUUGUAAUAAAUUUUGAACAUCAAACAUA